This is a messenger RNA of Salvelinus fontinalis (brook trout), 12518 nucleotides long. Its product is annotated as zinc finger protein 219-like. Gene Ontology annotation, cellular component: nucleus. The transcript is spliced from 16 exons. Gene Ontology annotation, biological process: regulation of DNA-templated transcription. Gene Ontology annotation, molecular function: DNA-binding transcription factor activity, RNA polymerase II-specific; RNA polymerase II cis-regulatory region sequence-specific DNA binding. The record is from RefSeq and is a predicted model, not a curated record. Lineage: Eukaryota; Metazoa; Chordata; Actinopteri; Salmoniformes; Salmonidae. Bases 3274 to 7017 code for a protein of 1247 amino acids.
AGGAGACUGGGAGGGGAUAACAACUAUUUGUAGGCUACGGCUUGCCUUGCAGAGCCGGACCAGGGAAAUAGCGGUAGAGGUGGAGAGAGACCAACGACAGGGAGGGGGAUCGUUCGAAGAUAAUCAUAAUAGUUUUCUAUCGCUUGUUGUGAAACAAACACCAGCAUGUUAAGGGACUUCUUCGCAUUUAACGAGCAAUUGAAAAGGGGGAACUAUCCUAGCGUCGAGAAAGUCUCUCUAUAGCGGUGGAUGGUUGCAGGGAGCGGGCUACAAUGUAGGCAGCUCAAACAGUCAAUAUGGACAAUGACCCAACACACCUCCAGGCUGUGUAAGGGCUAUUUUACCAAGAAGGAGAGUGAUGGAGUGCUGCAUCAGAUGACCUGGCCUCCAUAAUCCCCUGACCUCAACCAAAUUGAGAUGGUUUGGGAUGAGUCGGUCUGCAGAGUGAAGGAAAAGCAGCCAACAAGUGCUCAGCGUAUGUGGGGGAAAAAUUCCAGGUGAAGCUGGUUGAGAGAUUGCCAAGAGUGUGCAAAGAUGUCAUCAAGGCAAAGGGUUUAACACUUUUUUGGUUACCACAUGAAUCCAUAUGUGUUUUCCAUAGUUUUGAUGUCUUCACUGUUAUUCUACAAUUUAGAAAACAGUAAAAAAAAAGAAAAACACUUCAAACACUUCCUUUUACCAACAUACAGAAAACCAGGUUGUCCAAUCAGAAGUCUCACCUGACACAACUAGCCAAUCAGGCACAUCCUCAUCUAGCCACUCCACAGAGGAGGCGGAGCCAGAGACAUCUCCUGCCUUAUCGAAUGGCUUAUCACCUAAAGCCCCUCCUCUCCUAAGGGAAUUGGACAAAGAGCUUCUCCGAUCAGGAAAGCUGAUGUUGUCAGGUACGGUGGACAGGCUGGGACGAGCUGUUGUCGUCACUGAAACGCACCUCCCUGAGGACGGUUGCCGUGAGGAUGAGAUGGGCCGUGUCUUAGCCUGAUAUCACAGGCCCUUCUAUUGAAGAGAGAGGUCUUAGAGUGGACAGCAGACAGUCUACGCCCUCCACUCUCUGCCCCGCUGCACUGAAACAGUUCCGGACUGUUCCCCUGAAUGUGGAUAAACACAGAGAGCUGAUGACGAGCGUCCUGGUCGACCAACGGCUGACUGAGCUGCAGCUGAAGGGCGGGGCCUGGCUGGCAGGGCUGACCACAUUAGGACUGGCACAGAGAUCCCCGGACUGCAGGAACCACCAGCUACCCUGUCCAUAGAGUUGGAUAGAAGGCACACUUUCCCUCAAUGGCGCUUCCCAUGCUGUCACAGAAGUGGCCAUUGCAAAGAUUGAUGAGCUCUCUAGUACAUAUCUAUGACCCUGCCCCUUCAGUGUGUCCAAAUGAAAAUGGCUGCCUUGGCUGCGACCUCUAACCUCUAUGAUAGUGUGGACAACGCCCUCCACCGCCUCGUACAUGUGUCCAAUCACAGAGGCAGCGACCUGGAAGCCCUCGGCCGAUUGGCUGCCAUGGUGGACAAACUGGAAAAGCAAGCUCUAUCUAUUAUGGUGUAGGAUGCUGAGUUCAGGGAGGCAGUACGUGGCCGUGUUAACGGGUGUGGAUCAGACCUACCCGCCCCUCUUCGAGGGUCCAGACACCCCGUCCUCCCUCCGGGGGGAAGCAGACCUCCUUUUCCACAACUUGGCCAGCUUCAGCGCCUUCCACUCGCAGUACCUCCUCCCAGCCAUGGAGGGAGCUCUACUGCAGAGUCUGCUGAUACAGGACCUCUUCAGUAAACAUGUGAGUGGGUCACAUAGAGUUGGAUAGAGGGCUGUUUUAGCAUGGGCAGCGCCAUCGAGAAGUAGAAGAAGAAGAAAUGGACUACUUUAUUCUAACUCCCCCUCUUUCUCUCUGGCUCUCGCUCACUCUUUAUCCCUCUUUCUCCCUCUCAUACAAAGAGAGAGGAGUUUCUCCAGUACUCUCACUACAUAUAGUAAAGACCAAACCAGAAGUAGACUCCUUGUUGGUCACUUAGGCUGCAGACUUCUUCAAGGUAAGAAAAAGUUCCAUUCAAAAAACAUUAUUACAGCAUCAGUGGAGGCUGGUGAGGGGAGGAAAGCUCAUAAUAAUGGCUGGGAUUUUGAGCUGUUUCAUAUAGUAAAGGCAAUUAACACUGCAUUGUAUACCCUAAAAUAACUCAUUAAUGUUGGAUUACACUAAAACCAAUCACCAGACUUUCAAUAUAUCAUAAUAACCGAGUCUGAUACAUACAUAGGGCAAUGUCGGAUCACAGCUUUAAACUGAGUAAACAUGAAAAGGAGAACAUCACACAGAUGGUAUUAGCAGAGAUCUGAGGGUAGAAUGUUCACUGUAGUUAUCUAAAAUGACCACAGGGUGACAGUAGAAGAUGUUUAAAAGUACUGUAUCAUGAAAAUGAUGAUGUGAUAACAAUGAUGAUGAUGAUGAUGAUGAUGAUUGGGUGGGAGGCUUGGCCAAAUCUGUAUAUUUAAUAGGAUUUUUCCUUUGUAUUUGUAGUUUUUUUUUUAUGGACUGGAGUUGCAAGUAUUGCACUGUGUUUGUUAUGUCUGUUCUGUUUGUUGAUCAUUUUUUUAAUGUUAUGUGAAGAAAAAAACGAGAUUGAUGAUAAUGACCAUAGUGUAGAUGGCUGAAGUCCUCUCUUCUCUUUCCCCUCUCCUCCUCCUUGUCCCUCCCCAGCUCAGACUCCCUGCCACCCCUCCUCUCUCCCUCCUGUUCUUCCCCCACUGUCUCCAGGCCCCUACACAGACUGGAACAGUACUGUGAUGUUUUGGAGGAGCUGGGAGGGCUAAACCACGCCUCUGAAUCCUUUCUCUCCGUCCUCAGACACGCCCAGCGCCACGGUGAGGACCUCCGGGCCAGCGACCUCAUCGCCGGGUGUCCGGUCCCGGUGGCGGAGCGUGGAGAGCUGGUGCGUCAGGUGUGUGGGGGGACCAGGAGGAAGAAGACCGGGGUGUGUUCCUCUAUCAACCCCUCAUCAUAUUGACCAAGCAGAAGAGCCUGGGACACACCACCUACAGCUUCAAACACAGCACCAAGUGUCAGAGUGGAGAGGAGAGGGCAGCCUGGACACACAAUAUCACUCAGCUCCUUUGGACCCACACCAUACACAACACAGUUCACAGUAGCUGUUCAGACUCCUCCUCUGUUGGCAGUCAGAAGGAGGGGGAAUCCCCAGCAUCUGGGAGGGGACACACACAGAGCACUAAAGGAGGCCCCCUCUGCCAAGACACUGAAGCAUGGCAUAGCAUCACACAUACUACUGAGAAUGGAUUCUCCUCCUGAGUGUGUAUUGGCUCUGUCCUGUGAGCCGCCCCAGUCACCCCCUACACUACCAUCACUGGACCACAGUCCCCUGGCCUCCCUUCACUCUUGCUCCCAACUCUCCCCUUUACACAGCCUCCUCGACCUGCCUGUCCCCCUCAGUCCCACAGCCCUGUCCCACACCCCGACCUCCGACACCCCAGACACCACCCCCUACUCCCCCCUCUCCCCCUUCCCCCUCAAUCACCACAAUGAAGAAGAGGAGGAUGAAGAGAGGUUGUCAGGCCCUCUGUCCCCCACCCCAGCCAUUGCUCUCUUCCCGGGGGGUCUUCGGGAGGUGUGUAGCCCCUCUCUGGAGAGCUCUCCUCCAUCCACUCCGACAUCGUCAGCCCCUCUCUCAGGGUUCGGGGCCCUGGAGCUGGCUCUGUCCUCCGGGCAGCAGGGUGCUACCUGUAGUGAUGAGCUGGACCUCCAGCUCUUCCAUAAGGACGGGGGGAGUCUGUCAGGAUCGAUUCCUGGAAUGGUGGGUGUUUCUGGGGGUGUGGCUGGGCUCAAGUUCCCCUGCUUGGUGUGUGGGAAGAAGUUCCGCUUUCAGAGUAUCCUGUCGCUGCACGCCCGCGCUCAUAGUCUAGACAGGGACCGCCGCGCCUCAGCUCUGUACCGGACCGGUACCGCGUCCGGUAGCAUCAUUGGGACGGGGUCCAAGCCACAUCUCAAGACCCACCAGAACCACAAGGAUGUCGGGCAGAACCACUACAGCCCCCGCCAGAGCCCCCCGCUGUCUGGAUCUCUCACGCAGGGCCUUAGAGGGGAGGACAGGGACGGUGAAGCCCUAGAGGAGGCUCUGCAGAUAGAUCACCAGACCCUCCAGCAGUUCCUGAUGGAUGACUGCACACAGCUGACCCCUCUGCUGACCGAGGAGGUGCCCCUCUCUCUCUCUCUCACUUCCCCCUACUCCUCCUGCGGCCUGGGUGGUGUGGGUCCCAUCAUCUUGGAAAAAGCUACCGCUGUCGCAGCGCCCGCGUUUCGCUGCCAUGCCUGCAAAGGUAAAUUCCGCACAGCCUCUGAGCUGUCUCGCCACGUCCGGAUCCUCCACAACCCAUACAAGUGCACCCUGUGUCCCUUCUCGGCCAGCCAGGAAGAGCGCCUCGCCGCACACCUCCAGGACUGCCACCCCUCCCUGUCCUCCCUGUCCCUCUCCCCACCUGUGGAACUCCCCACCCUGCCCCCCUACACCCCCAGACACCCUCCUAUUGUAACCACCACUACCAUCAUCGCCACCCCCAUUCCAGACGCCCCCCUGCCAACCCCCACUAUCACCCCAACCACAGCCCCGGCCCCAGGGGUAUCCCCUCUGCCUGCCUUUUGCUGUGAGACAUGCGGCCAGCGCUUUACCCAGUCCUGGUUCCUGAAGGGCCACAUGAGGAAGCACAAGGACUCUCUGGACCACAAGUGUCAGGUGUGCGGGCGUGGCUUCAAGGAGCCCUGGUUCCUCAAGAACCACAUGAAGGUGCACCUCAACAAGCUGGGCCUGAAGGCUGGUCUGGUGGGGCAGGUGGCCCCUGGCGCCGGGGCUGAACAAGGAGGGCCCAAAGGCUCAGUCACCAACCAGGGCCUCAACGCUCUCUACUCCAGCCUCCUGCUGGCUCGUGGUGGGGGCGGAGGUGGUGGUGGUGGAGGGGGGAGAGGCGGGCGAGGAAGGGGCGACCGGGACGGCGCCGGAGUCUCUAGUAAAUCUGCCAUCUUAGGCUACCUGGGGUUGCCUAGCGACGGCGGCGCCAGCUGCAUGGAACGACUCCAGGCAGUGGCUCAGGUUGCGGAGAUGGGGAACGGUAACGGGGGAGGAGGAAGAGGAGGAGGAGGAAGAGAGACAACAGAUGGAGGAGACCAGAUAGCCAUGUGGCAGUUUGUAGCUCGUAGCCUGGUAGCAGCUCAACAGGCCCAGCAGCAGCAGCACCGAGCCCCAUCCAGGAGCACUGUGGUGGGGGAAUCUGAGCAGGUCAGGGCCUACCUUGGAGGUCUGGAUCCCCGGGAGGAGCCCCCAUCCUCCGGAGCCCCAUGGGAGUGCCCCGACUGUGGGAAGCUGUUCCGGAGCCUGCAGCAGGUGGUGGCGCACGCCCGCGUCCACGUCCAGCGGCCCCAGAAGAGCCACGGUCACCCUCCGCGCCACGCCGGGGGAGGAGAGGAGGAUGGAGGGGGGAGCCGGGGUGCGGAAGGACGAGGAGGAGGGAGAGGAAGUAGUACUGAAAGAAGACAGGAGUCCAAACUUCAAAGUGGAUCUCAGCAUCAGCAUCAACUAGCAGUCGUCGGAGGGUUCCACUCAGUGAUGUCACAGUUCCAAGGAGAGAAUGGUCUGUCUGGCUCUUCGUCAGGCUCUUCGGUGAGCUCUAGGGAGCGUGUGCGAGGCACGGGGGUGAAAGACUGCCCCUAUUGCAGUAAAGCUUUCCGCUCUUCCCAUCACCUUAAAGUGCAUCUGAGAGUUCACACAGGGGAGAGACCGUAUAAAUGUCCCCACUGUGACUACGCUGGCACCCAGUCAGGCUCUCUAAAGUACCACCUCCAGAGGCACCACAGAGAACAGAGGAACACCAUGGGAGCCGCUUCAUCCACCGCCUCCUCCCCAGGCCUCACCAUCGCCUCCCUGGGCAGAGGGGGAGCUCCACAGGGGGAGGGGAGGGAGGGGAUGGCCAAGCAGCGCCGGCCCCAGAGCCUCAACCACAGCUCGGCCACCAGAGGCCCGGCGGAGACGCCUUCCUCCAGGCACAAUCAGCACCAGCCCUGGAUCCUGGGACUCCCUGAGCAGAGAGACAGGGAACACGCGAAGGCCAUGGCGGGACUGAGAGAGGCAGAUCUGGAGAGCCAGUACCGGUAUCUGUCCGGAGUGAUGGGGGCUUUGUACCAGGGAGGGAUGGAGGGAGGGUGGACGGGGGAGUCACCAACGUCCACCCCCACCCCAACCCCGCCAAAGGCGCCCAAAGUGUCCCGCCGAAAACCGCUCACCACCAGCCGUAUGGUGCCAGCUAAUGGGAGGGAGCGGAAGGGAGGGGGGUCAGCUCCUCGGGGUUCCCAGGAAGGAGGGUUGUUGUCCCAGCCCCUGGACCUCUCCCGCCGCCCCUCCCCUGGGCUCGGAGGUCUGGAGGAGGAUGGAGUACCAGGAGGAGGUGGAGGAUCAGGGGAUACCCUCAACCAGUGCCUGUUCUGUCCCUUCCGCACCUCCUCGGCCGAGCUCAUGGCCAUGCACCUCCAGGUCAACCACACCAGCAAGUCCAGGCGAAAGAGGAGGGCCCCCAUCCCCAGCGCCCUGGGUGACCACGGGCCCCAGAGGCCUCCCCAACCCCGGGCCGACCCCAACCCCCUGGCCCUGUGGAGGUAUCUGAGCGAGGCCGAAGACCGGGCCCCCCUGGAGGAGUGGGCCUCAUCCAGGAUGGAGAGGGGGACGGAGAACGGCCUCACACUAGAGGAAGGGGACCUCGAGGGUCGCUACGACCACCACCACCCCCAGGCUUCUAACCGGGCCUCCACCACAAUCAGGAACACACAGAGUGGCCUCGACGGUAGUAGGAAGUUGGGUGAGGAAGAGGAGGAAGAAGAGGAAGACGAGGAAGAAGAAGAGGAGGAUUUGGAAGGGGAGAGCAGUAGUCCUGGGGAUUCUCCUAGAGAGCAUGGGAUGAGGAUGUCUCUAACCAUGUCACCUCCCCUCGGCUCUGACCGUCUAACCAGAGGGGAGGAAGGAGUGAUGGGGGACUAAACAACAACAACAAUGUCAUCCUGCAGAGAGAAGGGAAAAAGCGGUUCAACUAGACAGGAAGGAAGUUGUUUGGGGGUCAUAGGUUGGAGGUCUAGUUCAUAUCACUUUUACAUAGUUCAAGGUCAUUGUCAAGGUCACGACCCCUGACCCUUGACUUUCAAGGGCCACGGACUGAGAACCAUGUCCAUGGAGAGGGUCAUGUAAACAACAGCUCCUUAGGAACACUUAGGAACCCCUUUUAAACAUCCUCCAUUUUUAUCUCUCUUCUUUUAAUAUUUACAUCCCGGGAGUUCAGUGCAGUCCUCUCCAUUUCUCAACCAACCACAACCCCCCUUGUACAAACACACAGUACAGUGUAGGACUUUUGAGGCCUUCUCUUCUAUAUUUCAGCGUUUCCUGCUUUCCAUUCCAUCUCCUACCAAGAGGGCUAAUUGUGAUGAUUUGAUCGAGAUUGUCCUCUUGCUGCUGCGAGUCUUAAUAUUAGUAUGUGAGCAAAAGGAAACUGUGACAUUCUACUAUUCCAGAGAACACAAAAAGGAUUUUAUCAGACCUUAUACUUAAUGUUUUGAGAAUAAUAAUACUUAUAAGAGUAACGUUGUUGAUUAGUUAUACAACCCACUGCUGUGAAUGGAGGAAAUCUUUAGCAGAACAAGUGUCAAAAUAAGCCAAACUUCAUCACAACUGCCGUUUAAAUAAGAUACCACUUCUUGACACUUUCAAGGUCAUAUUAUGGUCUGUUCAAGAGCACCGAUUCGGAACUGCGGUUCAACUGGAACCAUUCAAGCUGUCAACUCAAGCUAAGCUUUCCAGCUGUCUGCAACAACAACAAAAAACACAACAGGAGCAACUUUUUAACAGACAACUAUUGACAUGACAAUGAUCAAGGACAAGAUGAUCCUGGACCCUGUUAUCACUGCCUCUCAUUGGUCGGAUGGCUGUUCCGAGGUCACCACGGGAACAGAGGAGCAGUUAGUCAUUUCCUGUUUUCCCCUCAGUUUAGUGCCUGUCUAUGUAUGGUAUGUCGUCAAGGGAGAUCUACAGUAUAGACCAGUGUUUCUGGGCUCUUAUAGAACAAUGAUAUCUGAGUAUACAGUAUAAAGCUAAAGUAUAUAUGUUUAAAAAAUGGUUCUAGGGUAUUGUGAAUAGAAAGCUGUAGUGGUAUACAAAGUGGUGUGGAUCUGUCUCUCGUUACAAGAGACCGAUAGCAUCUCUCUGUGGCUUCUGUGAAAAGAAAAAGAUAAAGCACUUAGUUGAUGAUGAUGAAACAAUAGAUAUACAUAUGAAUCAAAAGAGGUCAAGGUGAAAGGUCAAGAAGUGAAAAUGUAGGUGAAAGGUCAGAGGUCAGUGUUUACAGCAGAAAUGCCAGCGUGUUCAGAGUCCGACGUGGGAUAACGCUUAUUUCUUACGUUGUCGUAGUGACCAACUGACCACUGAACAAACAGAAGACUGUUUUGGGGGACACGGGACCGACAGACAGACGGACUUUGCAUCCCGAACACAAUCAGCUGACACGUCUGGUCAGGUGACCAAGGCGCCACGACCGUGUCACACUCUUUCAUUUCAUUCCUUUUACCAGAAAAAGAAAAAAAACAAGGGGGAGGAAAAAUGGAGGAGAGAAAAUAGUAAAUUCCCUCACAGAGCGGGGGACUGAAGCUGAGAAAGGAAACUGUUGUACUCUUGGGGUACGCCGUCUUUUAGAUGACUAGAUUCAUUUCUUUUUAAGAGAAGAAGAAGAACAGUAGAAAAGAGUGAGCAUUAAAAAACACUAACAAAUCCAUAGAUACAUUCCGGUAGAAUGUGUGUGUAGCUUUUGUAAAGACAACAAGAUAAGAAAAAAAUAAGAAAAAAAUGCCUUUGUUUAUUUUCAUUUCAAGAAGAGAAGCUUACAGAGAAGGUUAUGAAUAUAGGUAAUAAUAAUAAAUAUAAGGCUUGUUGUUGUGAGGAAAACACUAGUUGGAAUGUCUGUCUAUCAGGGUUAGGGUCAAUUCCAUCUCAAUUCCAGUCAAUUCAGAAAGUCAACCCAAUUCCAAUUUCAAAUUUUCCCCAUUGAAGAGAAUUGGAAUUUCAGUGUACUUCCUGAAUUGACUGGAAUUUAAAUGGAAUUGACCCCAAACCUGCUGUCUAUAAAGAGCACUGUGCAAGGUUUAUAAUUUCCCAAAGUAGUCAUUUUUAUUUUGACUUUAUCGAUAGACCAAACCUAUAUCUUAUGAAAAUGUAAUGAGUCACAUUCUGUUGGAGUAAAAAGCUGCCGUUUCCAUCCCCUCGCCCCGAUCAAUCAAUCAAUCAAUCAAUCAAUCAAUCAAUCAAUCAAUCAAUAAUCCAAUCAAAACUUUAUUCUCAUGUUAUUAUUAAGUGCUUGUAUGAGAUUCAAGUUUACAUCACAAAAUAUAAUUUGAUAUCAAAAUAUGAACCUAUUUCUAGUAUCACAUGGUAUUGUCUUAGAGCAUCAUACCACACUCUGUUCUGCACACAGUGAACAUGCAAAUAUCUUAUAAUAAAAAAAAAUGAAUCCCUACUUAUGAUUGUAAACAUCACUAAACUAUUUGAUUGGAUAAGCCUGCCUUCUCGCCCUCUUUGCCCAUUGGUUGACGGCGAGAGCCUGGGAUCGGAACCGCAGCCUUACUUUUGGUUCCCGUGCAUUAUGUGUUUUACUUCUAUCCUCAAUAGAGCGCCUUAUAUGAGUUUAGAAGUUCUCUAAGUGGUGUUUCCUUAAAGACAGGCUACAUCCAUAACUGCACCCUAUUCUCUAUAUAGUCUGUUACUUUUAACCAGGACCAUUGAGCCCCGGUCAAAACGAGUGCUAAGCACCCUGAUCGAAAGUAGUGUACUAUUUAGGGAAUAGAGUGCCCAUUUGGAUGUAGACUGUAGUGUCAAAGCCACCGUGCCUUCUGUGUCAAGCACUUCCUGGAUUUGGUAUUUUGUAAGCUCACCAAAAGCACUUAGCCCACAUCUCUCUCUCUCUCUCUCUCUCUCUCAUCCUCUUUGUGACCUUCCAAUUUUGUUCUGUCCAGUCGCUCCCCCUUUCAAUCCCUUCGUAACCUCUCUUUCUCUUCUUCCUCGCUUCUGUAACCUGUCACUCUCUCUCUUCUUCCUCGCUCCUGUAACCUGUCACUAUCUUCUUCCUCGCUUCUGUAACCUGUCACUCUCUCUCUUCUUCCUCGCUUCUGUAACCUGUCACUCUCUCUUCCUCGCUUCUGUAACCUGUCACUCUCUCUCUUCUUCCUCGCUUCUGUAACCUGUCACUCUCUCUCUUCUUCCUCGCUUCUGUAACCUGUCACUCUCUCUCUCUCUCUUCCUCUCUUCUGUAACCUGUCACUCUCUCUUCCUCGCUUCUGUAACCUGUCACUCUCUCUCUUCUUCCUCGCUUCUGUAACCUGUCACUCUCUCUUCUCUACCUCCCUUCUGUGACCUCUCUUUCUUUUCUUCCACUCUUUCACAACCUGUCACUCUCUCUUCCUCUCUUCUGUAACCUGUCACUCUCUCUCUCUGUGGCACCAUUAGAAGGUGAUGAUGUGUACUAUCUGGUAUUGAGGCCUUUUAUUAUUAGAUUUGUAUUGUCAGUUUGUGUGAUGUCCGUACGUUUGUUUGACAUUUGAUGCCUGAUGAGAUGGAGUAACAUGAUGAGAUGGAGUCUUCUUCUUAUAAUUAUUAUUAUUAUUGAUUUGGCAUUAUUAUGGAGAAGAAAGAAAGAAAAACAGAAAAACAUGUGUUGUUUAAUGUUGUACAGAACAUUAUAGCACUAGAGAUGUUGUGUUUUUAAAAAGAGAGCAGAAACCCUAGUCCCGCCCACUCCUCCCUCCCAUUGGCAGAUAGAUCAAAUGCCCUGCCAACGAAAGGAGAAGUGACCUAAAGGUAACUGACUUGCCCUCAAACUGACAAACAUGUUCGAUCCAAGGAAUCGAAUCUACAUCGUAUUCUCAAAUUACCCACAGAAUAUGUCAUAUUUUUAUUUAAAUGCUUUAACCAGUCAUUCAAGAACAAAUUCUUCUUUACAAUGACGGCCUACCCCAGUGAUGCUGGGCCAAUUGUGCGUCGCCCUAUGGUACUCCCAAUCACGGCCAGUUGUAAUACAGUCUGGAUCGAACCAAGGUCUGUAGUGACGCCUCUAGCACUGAGAUGCAGUGUCUUAGACCACUGCGCCAAUUUGGAGCACUAUAUAUAAUGUGAUAAUAUGAAUGUCCCAGACAGGCAACAGGCAAUCUUAAAUAUUUCCUCAAUUGCUUUUUGCACUGAAAAAUCUCCCUGAAACAUGCUUGAAAUCUUUUAAUUGGUGCCUAGCUACACUCACCGGACAGUUUAUUAGGUACACCUAUCUAGCACCAGUUCGGACCCCCCUUUUCCUCCAGAACAGACUAAAUUCUUGGGUCAUUCUACAAGGUGUCGGAAACGUUCCACAGGAGAUUGGUCAAUGCUGACACGAUGGCAUCACGCAGUUGCUGCAGAUUUGACAGCGGUACAGCCUGUUCCUUCUCAUCCCAAAUAUGUUCUGUUGGGUUGAGGUCUGGGGACUGCGCAUGCCACUCAAAUUCAACUCACUGUCAUGUUCCAGGCAAUCUUUUUCCACUCCUCAAUUGUCCAGAGUUGGUGAUCGCGUGAUCACUGGAGCCGCUUCUUCUUGUUUUUAGCUGAUAGGAGUGGAACCCUGGGUGGUCGUCUGCUGCAGUAGCCCAUCCCGUGACAAGAAUCAACGAGUUGUGCAUUCCGAGAUGUCGUUCUGCACACCACUGUUGUACUGCGCCGUUAUUUGUCUGUUUUUGGCCCACCUGUUAGUUUGCACAAUUCUUGCCGUUCGCCUUCGACCUUUCUCAUCAACGAGCUGUUUUCGCCCACAGAACUGCCGCUGACUGGAUGUUUUUUGUUUGUAGCACCAUUCUCAGUAAACCCUCGACACUGUCAUGCCUGAAAAGCCCAGGACGGCAGCCGUUUCUGAGAUACUGGAUCUGGCACGACGAUCAUACCACACUCAAAGUUGCUUAGGUCACUCGUUUUGCCCAUUCUAACAUUCAAUCAAACAGUAACUGAAUGCCUUGGUGCCUGUCUGCCUGCUUUAUAUAGCAAGUCAUUGCCACAUGAUUCACUGUCUAGGAGCAAUCCAUUUUCGUGAAUGGGGUGGUGUACCUAAUAAACUGUCCGGUUAGUGUAUAUUGUUGACCCUUAAUUUCUUAGUUGGUUUUUCAAAGAAACAAACUACAGGGGGGGUGUGAGGGCAUCCUAUAGUGAUAGGUUGUGUCCCAAAUGGCACCGUAUUCCCUAUUAAAUGCCCUGCUUUUGACCAGGGCCAUAGGGCUCUGGUCCAAAGCAGUACACUAUAGUGUGCCAUUUGGUCCAAUACCACUGUCUGUUGGAGAGGUGGAGGGAAGUGCUGGGUUUGGGCUCUUGUGUAGAUGACUGCCAUUGCAGUGAGGGAAAAAUGUACCUAACAUAGUAGUAACUAAUAAUAUGAGUUUGUGGACAGAUUAAAAAAAAAAACAUUAGAGAUGAAUAAACGCAAAGAAAAACAA